Messenger RNA from Morchella importuna, 495 nucleotides. RefSeq lists its product as uncharacterized. The coding region runs from base 1 to 495 and encodes 164 amino acids. Lineage: Eukaryota; Fungi; Ascomycota; Pezizomycetes; Pezizales; Morchellaceae. The record is from RefSeq and is a predicted model, not a curated record. The transcript is spliced from 2 exons.
AUGCCCACCAUAACGCCCACCGUGCGCUCAACACUCAUGCACGCGGGUGUGUCGCAGCUCGUCGGCGCGACGGUCAUACUAGUGCUCCUCUAUACGUCCGCAUACGCCCUCGACUUGGCCCCCUCGCCGUUUGCCGGCCCCUCGCUACCACCAAUGUCGACGCCCAUGCUUGAUGAAAGGCUGGGGGAGCUGGUGCUCCCGCCGGAGAUGGAUCUGGAGAAUGACGCGCUGUUUGCGCUUAUGGUGAGGUGUCGACCAGUGAGGUAUGUUGCGCACAUACGGGAGGCGCGGGAGGGGGCGGAGAGGGCGAGGGCGAGGGUGGGGGAGUUGGAGAAGGUGCUGGAGGGGACGGAGUGUGCGUGUAGGAGUGUGGAGGGGGGUGAGUUGAGGAAGAGGGUGAGGGGUGAGCUGAGGGAGGCGAGGAGGGCGGAGAGGGAGGUAAGGGAGAGAGGUGGAUGGGGUGGGAUUUGGAGGGGGAGUUGGAGGUGUUGGUGA